Helobdella robusta is the source of this 1581-nucleotide messenger RNA. RefSeq lists its product as hypothetical. Lineage: Eukaryota; Metazoa; Annelida; Clitellata; Rhynchobdellida; Glossiphoniidae. The transcript is spliced from 10 exons. Bases 13 to 1059 code for a protein of 348 amino acids. Gene Ontology annotation, cellular component: signaling receptor complex. The record is from RefSeq and is a predicted model, not a curated record. Gene Ontology annotation, molecular function: transmembrane receptor protein tyrosine kinase activity; ATP binding. Gene Ontology annotation, biological process: multicellular organism development; protein phosphorylation; positive regulation of kinase activity.
CGUUCUAGUUUGAUGUUAGGUGAGGUAAUCGGAGAAGGUGCUUUUGGGGUUGUGUUAAAAGGUCAGCUGGUGAAUGAUCAAUAUCUUACUAAUUUGGACAACAAAUCAACCAAUCAAUCGAUAAACGUGGCCAUCAAAACAUUGAAAGACGGGUCUUCAGAAAAAGAUUUACUAGAUUUGGUCCAGGAACUGAAGGUCUUGAAGAUGAUUGGUCGGCACGAAAACAUCAUCAAUUUCAUUGGCUGCUGCACUGAAAGAAGUCCACUGCUGGUGGUGGUCGAGUACGCGCCGCAUGGCAACUUGAAAGAUUUCUUGAGGAAGAGGAGGAAGAAGUUUUCAAAGAAACCACUUCAACCACACGGGGGGGAUGAUGGGGAUGACCGCGAGUUGACGUAUGGGGACCUGCUAACAUUCGCUGAACAGAUUGCAGAGGGAAUGCAGUACUUGGCUUCAAAAAUGUGCAUACAUAGAGACCUAGCAGCGCGCAACAUUCUGGUCGGGCACGGCAUCACCAUGAAGAUUUGUGACUUUGGACUUUCAAGAAACAUUCACAACAAUGAUUAUUAUAAGAAAUUUUCAGAUGGCAGACUGCCCAUCAAGUGGAUGUCCCCAGAGGCCCUCUUCGACCGGAAGUACACCCCAAAAAGUGACGUGUGGUCGUAUGGGGUGCUGCUCUGGGAGAUUUUCAGCCUGGGUGGCACGCCCUACCCAGGAGUGUCUAUCGAAAAAAUUUUUUACCUCGUCAAACAGGGCUACAGAAUGGAAAGGCCUGUGCACGCUAGCAUGGAUAUGUACGGUGUGAUGUUGGAUUGCUGGAUGGAUGACCCCACGCUGAGACCUUCCUUCAAAGAUAUCAUCAACCAGAUUCGCAAGAACAAAAUUCAAAAACAAGAAAACAAUAAGACCUACCUGGGCCUAACCCCGCUGUGGAAGACGUCAGCAUCAUCAGACUCCCAGUAUAUUUCCAUGGCAACGACGACAACCAACACCUCAACUAACCAAUCACCUGUCAGCAUCAAAACGUUCGGCCAAUCGGAAGAGUCCGUAUUGCAAAAUUAAUGCAAAUUCAUGUUCAUUUAUUCAAAUUAAUUGGUUUCAAUUUACAACCCAAACAAGUGCAAUUCAUUAAAAAAACACAAACGAACGAAACAACUUGAAUAUUUUAUUAUACAUCGAGUGUACAGGCACGCACAAACACAAACAUACACACAAAUACAUGCAUUUAUAUAUUAUUUACAUUUAAACAUGAUUUCUGUUGAAUUAUUUUGCCUAUAAACGAUAUUACAAUUGUGAGCAUUAUUGAAUGGCAGAGAAUAUUCUUUUGAGCAGUUUGUAACUCGUUCGGUCCGUUGGAGAGGUUCCUCUCUCCUUCUUCGUUUCCAUUCGCCUUUGAUCUUAACAAGUACAUUUAUUUUCCCUUACUCUCUCUCUCUCUCCCUAUCUCUAAAUUAUUACGGAUGCUUUUUUGAUGUUUCUAUCAAGUAUUUCACUUAUCUAACUUCAUCGUACAUUCAAUUAUUUUUUCACCAACAGAACGAUGUGUUGCACUGAGAAUUAACGAUAAAAAUGUAAAAAAAUUGC